AAAUAUUUCUUGAAAAGAUAAAAAUAUCUCCGGCAAUCUUCACAGUAUCAUUCAUAGUUUGUAUGAUAUUUUUGGAAAUUAUCCAAAAUUCCCGUGAAACUAUACCAAAAAUCGUCAAUCACUUUUAAAAAUGUCGUCUCCACCUUCUAGAAAUACCGUUUCCUUAUGCGAAAGGUUUGGUAUUAGACCUUUAAAUUGCCGAAAUAUUUUAUAUUAUUAUUUACCCGCCCAGGGGGUAGUAAGUUACACUGCACUUUCAAUAAAUGUAAUGAACCCAUCGUUGGUUUUCAGAAUAUUUUCCAAAAGAGAUGUUACUAAUAUACUAUUGGGACAAACGCUGUUAGGUUCUGGUCUAUAUUUAUAUAACCGACCACAUUUAAAAGCUUUACCCACAAAAGAGAAAAUUCUAUACAGCUCAUUUGGUGCUGUCACUUUCUCUUUAGGAUCCGUUUUGGUGUGGGCUAUCUUCAGAAGUGUUGUCCCCCAAAAUGUAGCUUUAGGAACAGUAUGCGGUAUUGGAUCCGGUAUUGCACUGAUUAAAAUUGCAAGAAGUUAUGUAGAACAUGUAGACUCUCUUGUAGCAGAAAAAGCUUAAGUGAUUUUGUUUCUUUUUUAUACAUUAGUGAUUAUGAGCAUCUAAUAAUAUAUGUAACUUAUGUGAAUCUAGAUUUUACUUAAUAAUAAAUGUUUUUUAACAUU
Messenger RNA from Diabrotica virgifera virgifera (western corn rootworm), 699 nucleotides. RefSeq lists its product as uncharacterized. The record is from RefSeq and is a predicted model, not a curated record. The coding region runs from base 131 to 595 and encodes 154 amino acids. The transcript is spliced from 3 exons. NCBI's taxonomy places the organism in Eukaryota, Metazoa, Arthropoda, Insecta, Coleoptera, Chrysomelidae.